Teleopsis dalmanni is the source of this 1153-nucleotide messenger RNA. RefSeq lists its product as uncharacterized. Gene Ontology annotation, cellular component: nucleus. Lineage: Eukaryota; Metazoa; Arthropoda; Insecta; Diptera; Diopsidae. The coding region runs from base 190 to 1008 and encodes 272 amino acids. The transcript is spliced from 2 exons. The record is from RefSeq and is a predicted model, not a curated record.
GUCGCCAUAGCAACUCUCAAUGUUCCAAUAUAAAUCGUUCCUUCGUCUUCAUUUUGACAAUUCUAUCAUUUCAUCUUAUUGUUUCGAUCAAGCGAAGCUAAAAAAAUCCACAGCUUCAACCAAACGCGAAUAUAUACCAAUUUAUUUAAUAUUAAUAGACAAACGUAUCAGAUCUUAUAUACAGAAACAAUGGCUUUCCUUGUUAACAACAAAUGUCAAUACAGCGGUUGUGGUGAAAAGUUUGGUAGUCUGGCUGAAUGGAUUCAGCAUGUAGAGCGUGUCCAUGAUGUGAUAAUGCCAAUAGGUCCUCCGGAUCAUCGCAUCAACAACGGACCACGUCUCCACCCAUCCGUGGCUCCAGUAAACUGCAAUAAUUGUGAGCCUCCAAUUCAGUUGUUGAAUGCAAAUGGAUAUGAUGGUGCUGGUCCAUCAUCGCAGUCCGUGUUAGCAACUGCUACUGUUAAUAGUAACGCAAAUACACCAUUUCAGGUACCAACGGUUUCGACAAACAGCAAUAAUUGUCCACCACCGUUUCAGUCGGUCGUUGCACAAGCAAAGCGCGGUUUUAUUCCCAAGAUGCAUUUAAUGGAAAUAGUUGGUAAUCAAGAUGCUGGAUCAUUUGAGAACGAUGACAUGCCAUCAUCAUCAUCGGCGGUAAAGCGAAAAAGUAAUAGUUCUAAAAUCUCAUACUCAAAGAAGAGAAUCUCAUCUAUUAACCGUAAUGUUGAGCCAUCCAUGGCAAAGACAAAUGAUGUUCCAACACAACCAACCUCUACAUCACCUCCUCCAAUAUUUAACGAAAGUACACAUAUUGCCUUGAGUAAUUUGACUCCGGAUGAAAUUGUCCAAAACUCGGUUCUAAGGGCAGAUCACUCGCAAUUGAAGCCAUUUCCUUGUCCCAUUCCAGGGUGCAACAAACGAUAUAAACAUUUAAAUGGUAUAAGAUACCAUUCGGAGUUGUAUGAAAGAGAGUUGGAAAAAAAUGCAGAUGAACAUAAAUCGGAUUAAUAACAAUGGUCUGCAACAACAACGACACCUUGGAGAAACGUCGAUGAAGAAAUGGAACAUGUAUAAGAGUAUUUUUGAGUUAACUCAUUUUUGAGUUUGUGUUUAAUAAGGUUUCACGGGUCUCUAAUAAUAUAUUAUUACUUUU